UAAACCUUUGCGCAUUCUAAAGUUUUGUCAUACACCAUCAUUGUUCAAGCAACUCCUUGUUAUUCUAAACUUCUUCGAAUUCAUUAUUCAAUUUCCCAACCCUUCUUUUCUCUUAAAUUUCUCUUCUAUAGAUCAUGGCAUAUUUGGCAUCAGAAAACUGCCCCGUCUGUAUCAACGUUGACACUCAUGACGACACUGACUUACCAGAAAUUGAUAGCGCCAUUCUCAUGUCAUUUCUUGAUGAACCCCAGAUGGAAUACUGUGACGAUGAGAAAUUAAGAAGUUUAAUCCAAUCUCUAGAAGCAGAGCUUCAAUAUCCCAUUACCAUCAUGAAUAACCCUUUUGCUCUAAAUCUAGAUCGUUACGAUACGGGCAGUGAAAAUAGCUCAGAAAUAGUUGAUGUUGAUUUUAGCUGGAUGGAUAUGGAGAUGUCACUUUCAACUAGUCCCAGUAACAAUGAAAUGAUUGAUUUUCAAUUUGGCAGUGAUUAUUCUCAAAUACUAACAUGCAUUCCUAUUGAGGAGGAAAUAUAUGAUUCUCUAUGGCUACAAACUGACUUGUCAAUGGUAGAUAUUAGCCAAUAGUAUGAGAACCUUGUAUAAUUUUCCUUUCCCUUUUUCUUUAGUGUAAAAUAUCUGAUUCGAUUCGAAUCAUUACUGCUAGUUCAACUGUAAAUUUUGUUUAUCAUAUUGUUUUAUUGAUUCA
Molecule: messenger RNA, 705 nt
Organism: Lycium ferocissimum
Lineage: Eukaryota; Viridiplantae; Streptophyta; Magnoliopsida; Solanales; Solanaceae
Exons: 1
Coding region: 135-584 (149 amino acids)
Source: RefSeq, a predicted model, not a curated record